This is a messenger RNA of Sclerotinia sclerotiorum 1980 UF-70, 753 nucleotides long. RefSeq lists its product as hypothetical. Bases 1 to 753 code for a protein of 250 amino acids. NCBI's taxonomy places the organism in Eukaryota, Fungi, Ascomycota, Leotiomycetes, Helotiales, Sclerotiniaceae. The transcript has 2 exons. The record is from RefSeq and is a predicted model, not a curated record.
AUGGUUACUCAACCAUUGACCUUACCAACAUGUCUCGACGAGGCGCAAAUCAAGUCCCUUCCCUCGAAAGCAUUUUAUAUUUCCGAUUUCCUCACGGAGGAUGAGGAACAGUUAUUGUUGCACAAAAUUGCGACCGCACCAAAACCACGAUGGAAGCAGUUGACGCAUCGUCGCCUUCAGACAUGGCCCUCCGAUUUAACGAAGAACACUUUAUUGGAUGCGCCUUUGCCCAUGUGGCUUACAGAUCCUAUUGUCUCUCGGCUCCUCUCCUUGCCUACCUCGCACAAAGAUGAAGGACGCCAUACCUUUAGUGAUAGUCCCCAUGGACGUCCGAACCAUGUCCUAAUAAAUGAAUACCUACCCAAUCAAGGAAUCAUGCCGCAUAAAGAUGGAUCGGCCUAUCAUCCUGCCGUCUGUACCGUAAGCUUGGGCGCAAGUCUAUGUUUGGAUAUAUAUGGGGACAAAGAGGAUGGCACAAGAGAGGAACAACCAAGGUGGAGGAUUCUUCAGGAGCCGAGAAGUUUGUUGAUCACAACAGAUGAGCUAUACACAAAUUAUUAUCAUGGGAUAUCUGAGAUUGAAGCGGAUAUCAAUCUCAAUUCUACAACAGUCGCAAACUGGGAUCUUCUACGGUCUGAAGAUGGAAUCAUUGACGGAAGAUACGAAAGACGUGAGCGACUAAGCCUUACGUAUCGCGACGUACUGAAGGUAUCGAAGUUGGGUACUAAACUAGGUAUAUUUGGUAAACGCUGA